This is a messenger RNA of Malassezia globosa CBS 7966, 1017 nucleotides long. RefSeq lists its product as uncharacterized. Bases 1 to 1017 code for a protein of 338 amino acids. The transcript has a single exon. The record is from RefSeq and is a predicted model, not a curated record. NCBI's taxonomy places the organism in Eukaryota, Fungi, Basidiomycota, Malasseziomycetes, Malasseziales, Malasseziaceae.
AUGCGGAAGAACGUCUUAUCGCUCCGCAUGACUCAUGCACGCGCGGCCCUAAGCACGGCCGUGGCGCCGUUGGCGCCACGUUGUGCGCAUCGGCAGAGGACGAUGCUUGCCUCGACAACCGGUCAUAUCCACUUGGCAUCGAAAGUAGGCGCCGUUCCUUCGGCGAAUCCGCCACCUACGAGUGAACGCAGCUUGGGCUUACAGCGCUUGUAUGCACAACAUCGUCCUCUCCUGGAGCAUGAACAAUUGCCUGCUCGCUCGCUGCGCAUAAUGGAGGGUGAUACCCUAAUGAUGGAAUCAGAGCCGCUUGUUGUGCCUGAACGCAGUGUGUGGCGUCGUCGCGCACGCCGCGUCGAUACCGAUACGUUCGCCAAUCUGCUCGACCAUUUGUCUCAACUUCAUGUUUCUUGUCCUUCAGUUCCUACGUCACGCAAGUCACGUAUCGCCCGACGCACUCGCGCCCGCGGUGCAGUCGCGUCGCUUUUGCCGUCUCCCACUGUAGUCGCUGCAUCGCAAAGGAUCGAAAGGAUGGAGCGCGAUGCUGAGGAGCGCGAGCAGGUGAUGGCAAACGCGAGAGAGCACGGCCUGGACUUGGAGCGAGCGUCACGACUCGGCGCAGAAGCUGAGCUUGUUGUUCUUGGCGAGCCAGCAGGGCCACACAAAGAUUGGGCUCCUGGCGUCGCGACGCAUCUCGGUUCUCACACGCAGCCAUAUGUGCCGCCAGCUGCGCGACACGUAGCACGACGACGUGUUCGCGCUCGCUCUAUGGAUGCCAUUGAUACUGCCGACGAAGAUGCACAUUUGUGGCUUACACACGGUCUUGUGCAGACGCGUGUGAAGGCGGAUCAUGCUUGGCGUGCCUUCGUUGCGACAACUAUGGAAGCACCGCCUGUUUCCUCGCACCCCACUGUCUCGCUUGAUAGCGUGCGAAGAAAACGCAGGAAGAAGAUGAACAAGCACAAAUACAAGAAGCUUCGUAAGCGCCAGCGUGCUGAACGCCAGCGCCUCAAGAAGUAA